AUGCUACCGAGUACUUUCGAAGUUGUAACAUCCAUCCUAGUAACUGCAAUAACAUCCAAUACGGUAAAUACCACCGAGCAUACAACAAUAUCAUUGGCAACCAACGCCACAAUCAUAGCAACAUCUACAUCUAUAGAUACUACGACACCAGAAGUGGACACGACUGAAGUCAGUACCACAGCGUCAUUGGCAACCAAUAUCUCGAUCUCGCCCAGAUUGACAUUAGCGUCUACACCAAAUCCUUCGCCAUCCACUAGGCCUACCGCAUCCACAGCGCCAGCAACUUUUACUUCCACCAGCACCGUAUCAACAUCAUCAGCUUCUCCUAGUAUCACAUCAACAAUCUCCAUGUCCACUAGUCCCAGAUCAACAUCAACUUCACGGAUUACAAUUUCAACUAGUUUAACAACGUUGACUUCAACUAAUACCACAUCUACUUCUACAUCAACAGCAGUAUCAUCAAUGUCAACCACUGCUACGGCAUACACUCCUGAUGUUUGCCGUAAUUCAUCACAAGUAGCAUUGCCCAAUGGCACUUGUGUUUCUUAUGCCGCUGGGCAGGAAUAUUCAGCUGGAAUACUACACAGGGGCAAUGCAAGUUCUGUCGAUCUAGCAGAUGCUCUUUCAUUGUAUGUAGCAUCGAUAAAUAAUGCAAAUAUGUCAAGGGACGCUAAUAGUACUGUAUCUAUCAAUAUAAUAGAGGAGUCGCUGCGUAAUCUCAAUAAUACAAGUAUUACAAUUAGUUCUGAUACUUCUUUUGUCAUUGCUCAACCGCUGAAUCACAGUUCAAAUGAUAUUAUAUUGGGUGCAAGAUUUCAACGUGGUUUCAGUGGUGCUUCGGUGACGAAUUCUACUAAAGAUUCUUCAUUACAUUCAAACAUCACUGUGGCUGCUGUUAUUGCUGAACAAUCUUUGCUGAAUGUGAAAUCUCUGCAAAUGUUCAUUAUUGAUAAACCAACUAUGUACGAAAAUGUUGACAAGAAAACAAAUAAGUCACUUGCCUCUUCGGUUGUCAUUGGUUCAGUUCAACCAAUCAGUUCCGCAUCUGUUCCAAUGAAUAUUUCUUUAUAUUUUAAAAUAUCACCAGAGUAUCAGCCUAAUGUAAGUGCCACAUAUCUAUGUUCAUUCUAUGACAUCAGUAACUCGCGUUGGAACGAAACUGGUUGUACCAAUCCACUAUUCAAUCCUGCAUUCAGCCGAUAUGAAUGUAGUUGUAAUCAUCUAACUUCGUUUGCUCUUAUUUGGCUGCCACAAUCACAAAUUGGAUCAUAUGGACGUACUAUGAGAGCAGCUGAUAUUGCAUCACUUGUGUUUCAAUCUGUGUCUAUUGUGUGCUUCUUAAUUGUUAUUAUUCAUUCUAUUGCCGUUCGAGCUAUGAAUCCAUCAUUGAAAUUUCAAGCCAUUAACCUACUUCCAUUGAUUUCUGCUGCAAGUACAACUAUUCUCUUUAUAUUCUAUAUCGCCCUGGGCAUGACAGUUUAUACUCAAACACCAUCUGAAAACGAAACAAAGUGUUUUCUAAAUUCGAGUGUCUUGAUGUUUUUCGUUUAUUUCCUUUUAAUAUUUAUGUUCUGUACUAAAACAAGUAUUGGUUACUUCAAUUAUCUUCGAUUUGUACAUCUUUUUCAUGAACCAAAACUGCGUCUACUCUAUAGUUUACUUAUUAUUUCAUUUCUUGUCUCAAUCACUUGGGUUUCGUUUGCUGCUGGCUUUAAUGCAAACGCAUCAUUCAGCAUUACUCAAUUAUAUCCAUAUCAACUUUGUUGGUUUACUCAUGAUGUUAUUUACUAUUUCAUGACAAUACCUGUUUGUUUAUUUCUUCUACUAAAUAUUUUUACGAUUAUUUUUGUCAGUAAACAUAUUAUUGCUCAUGCUCGAAAUGCUACGACGCGACAUCAGUCGUAUGAACGAAUGAAACAGUGUGUACUUAUCUUAUUAUCAUCGUGUGUGACACAAGGUAUUGGAUGGUUGUUUGGGCCAUUUAUUUCAUUUGUGAGUCCAACCGGUGGAGACGUUUUAGAAUGGUUUUUCAUUAUAUUUAAUGGAUUGGAAGGUGUUUGGUCUAUAAUUCUAUAUAUAAUAAUUCAAUUACAAGGAAUGGAAGAACAGAAACGUGUUACAGCUAUUGUUGAACUUACUAAAACAUCGAGUAUUGGUGUUAGCAAAGGUGAAAAAUCAUCUAGUAAAAAUGCUAGAAGAAAAGAUAAUGCUGAAAGAGAAAACUCAGGAAUAGUAGAACGUAAUAUAUGGCAAGAAUCAGUACAUGGCUUUGAUUCUAUUAAUAAAACUGCACACAUUCACCGUUCGAUUGAUGGAAGUUUUCGUAAUGAUCAAUUCGGAGACGACAAUACCAUUUAG
Rotaria socialis is the source of this 2358-nucleotide messenger RNA. The record is from the annotation of a GenBank genome assembly. NCBI's taxonomy places the organism in Eukaryota, Metazoa, Rotifera, Eurotatoria, Philodinida, Philodinidae.